This is a messenger RNA of Phytophthora nicotianae INRA-310, 984 nucleotides long. RefSeq lists its product as hypothetical. The transcript is spliced from 2 exons. Lineage: Eukaryota; Oomycota; Peronosporomycetes; Peronosporales; Peronosporaceae. The record is from RefSeq and is a predicted model, not a curated record. Gene Ontology annotation, molecular function: ferric iron binding; oxidoreductase activity, acting on single donors with incorporation of molecular oxygen, incorporation of two atoms of oxygen. Bases 1 to 984 code for a protein of 327 amino acids.
AUGGCCCGAAUCUUCACCUCUCUUCUCGUCGUCACUGCUGCGAUCGCCGGGUUAAUGCUACCCGAUAGCGUGGACGCUCACGGCGGACAGUCCGUACAUGCUCGCACGCCCGAGCGUCUGGCACAGCGUCGUCUCUUCAUGUCCGAAAGCAAACGAUCGCUCAAGGACUGUGCCAACUCCGAGGCUUCGCGCAGACUGCAAGAACGCGCCGUCGCCCGUCGUGCGGCCAAGGCCGACAGCCUCCGCGCCGAACGCCGCCAGCGCCGUCGCCUCGAUCUCGACACCGUGCUGGCCACCAACCACAAGUCCAACCUCACCGGCCUCACCAACGAGACGAACCCCAGCGAGCUCUUCGGAGACGACGUCAAGUGUAUCCUCGAGCCUGAGGUCACGCAGGGCCCGUACUACGUCAACGGCGAGUUGAUCCGCUCCGACAUCCGUGAGGACCAGGAGGGCGUCGACCUGUACGCGGAAGUCCAGAUCAUCGACGUCAACACGUGCGAACCCGUGCAGGGUCUGUACCUCGACUUCUGGCACUGCAACACCACGGGUGUGUACUCAGGCAUCGUGGCCAGCGGUAACGGCGACAGUUCCGAUACCACCAACGUUGACAAAACGUUCCUACGUGGACUCACUCCCACUGACGAGGACGGUGUGGCGUCCUACACGUCCAUCUUCCCGGGUCACUACACGUCCCGCGCCACGCACAUCCACAUCCUCGGCACGUACAACGGCACUCUGCUCGAGAACAACACGUACUCGGGUGGCUACGCGUCGCACGUGGGCCAGCUCUUCUUCGACCAGGACCUCAUCAGUGAGACCAUCACGGCGGCGGGUACGCUGACGGCGGACGGCGGUGUCAUGGCGGACUCGACGAGCACGACCACCGGGGGUAAUGGAGGAGGGAUGGCCCCUGGUUCCGGUAUGGGAGGCUUCGAUGGGUCUGUCGGUGGACCUAGUGAUGUGUCGAUGGGCUCCGUGUAG